AUGCAAUCCAACGCAGCGGUGUUUGCCCUCUCUGGAACGCAAUGCUACGCAGUUGGCAGCAAUGCCGCUGUCGUCUUGUCUCGCCACCGCUGGCUGACGGCCGGCAGUGCCGCUGAAGGCCGCAAUCCCAGUAGCCACCCCCGGCCGGCUUGGACGGGAAUAGAAUCUAGCAAAGGCUCGCACGCAGAUGCUAGAACCUUAUGUACAGCACCUCGGACAUUGUCAAAUAUUACCCGCCUUGCACGAACCAUGGCUUCGCAUGCCUAUCAGGUACCUACCGGAUGGCGUUGCCAUGUACAGGAUGCAGAGAGAAAACAGGCACCUAUCUUUCUGCUCGUGGUGAUGCAAGGGAGCUGGAUGCCUCUUCCAAAGUACGAGCAGCCAUUGGUGAUGUCAAAAGUUCGCACGCUCUUGUCCGGUGAUUUGGGUGUGAUACGAUCUCCCUUGCCCGAGACACCUGGCCUGGCUCGACACUGCCGUGAGCGGAACCCCACCACUAGCAGUAGCAGUAGUAGGUACUUGUGGCACUACUUGGCGCCUUUUGCUCACAGGGUGCUGGUCGGCCAAUCCAAUGAGGCAGCUGGACUCUUUCCCGGAGCGUCCUGCCAGCGAAAGAAGGGAGAGUCCAUUUACAUCGCCGGUGUUGCGGCAGCUAAUCAUAUGAUGUACGGAAACGAAAUGAGGAGAUGCUCGUACGGCCACUAGGAGCACAAAACCGAGCGAUCCCAUCGUCACAGAACUCUUUCGUUGUUAGGUGCUCCUUGCAUCUGUUGCCGGCGGUUAGAUCCCAGUGAGUACCAC
Trichoderma asperellum CBS 433.97 is the source of this 801-nucleotide messenger RNA. NCBI's taxonomy places the organism in Eukaryota, Fungi, Ascomycota, Sordariomycetes, Hypocreales, Hypocreaceae. The record is from RefSeq and is a predicted model, not a curated record.